Molecule: messenger RNA, 479 nt
Organism: Triticum dicoccoides
Lineage: Eukaryota; Viridiplantae; Streptophyta; Magnoliopsida; Poales; Poaceae
Product: egg cell-secreted protein 1.3-like
Exons: 1
Coding region: 1-474 (157 amino acids)
Biological process (GO): double fertilization forming a zygote and endosperm
Source: RefSeq, a predicted model, not a curated record
AUGGCUUCGUCCACCUCUCUGCUCCCCACUCUCCUGGUGCUGCUCGCCGUCGCCGCCACCGCGUCGGCGGCUGCGUCGACGUUCGUCCGGGCGGCCGACCUCGCCGAGCGGCUGGACGGAGUGGGGCAGCAGCAGUGCUGGGGGACGCUGCUGGACGUCAAGUCGUGCACGGGGGAGAUCAUCCUCUUCUUCCUCAACGGCGAGGCGUACCUGGGGCCCGGGUGCUGCCGCGCUAUCCGCAUCAUCGAGCGGCGCUGCUGGGCCGCCGACCUCAUGCUGUCCGUCAUCGGCUUCACCCCGGAGGAGGGGGACAUGCUCAAGGCCUACUGCGACGCAGGCGACGACGACAACGACGGCGGCGAGGGGCGUCAUCAUGGCGUCGGCGGGUUAUCCCCGGCUCCGCCGCCUCACCGUGCUCUUGACGGCGUCGCGAGUGGCGGCACAGCGUUGCCCGUGGCGGGAAUGGUUAACUAAGCCGA